CAAUCAUCUUCAUCCAAACGAUUUCUCAGAAGAGCACAAACCGAUACAUAUGGAAAAACGAAAUGUUCAAAUAGAGGAGAAAAAGUAUAUGUUGCUAGAUCGGCACAUAAAUUAAAUUCAUUAGAUCAAACAUUAAAACUUUUUUCAAAACAUUAUCAUGGGACAAUGAAUGUAUUAGAUCUGGGUGCUUCACCUGGUGGUUGGACAGAAGUCUUAAUUGCUUGUGAUUUAUUACCACUUUCGAGAUCGAUUUAUGUUGAUGUACCAUCGAAUACUAAACUAAGUUUUAUUCAAGGUGAUUUUUUAAACCAAGAAAUCCAGUACAAAAUCAUCGAAGCACUUCAAUCUAACCUCCAACCCAAACCCAAUCCAUCGAUUCCUACAAUAAUCUUAUCUGAUUUACUUGGUUCAAUGAGUGGGAUACCCAUCAAAGAUGCACAAAACUCACUUGAUCUUUGUUUAUCAGUUUCACAACUUGCUCAAACCGUUUUACAAGAAACUCAAAUUGAAGGACACGAAGAUGAUACGUUGGUUAUUAAACAUAUUCAAUCGGGUUUAACAGACGAAUUGAGAAAUCAUUUGAAAUCGAAUUGGAAAUCGGUGAGAUGGAUUAAACCUUUGGCUAGUAGAUCUGAAAGUAGAGAAGGUUAUUUUAUUGCUCGUCAAAGGAAAUGA
Molecule: messenger RNA, 675 nt
Organism: Melampsora larici-populina 98AG31
Lineage: Eukaryota; Fungi; Basidiomycota; Pucciniomycetes; Pucciniales; Melampsoraceae
Exons: 2
Biological process (GO): RNA methylation
Cellular component (GO): mitochondrion
Molecular function (GO): rRNA (uridine-2'-O-ribose)-methyltransferase activity
Source: RefSeq, a predicted model, not a curated record